AUGGGCAAAAAGAAAGCACGCGGUGAAUACAACGACUUCCUGGACGGUGAGAAACUACGCGACAAUGCUGAUAUCCGGACGACGCUGCAAAGCUCAAUGCCUCCAACACGAGACAUCUCACCACCACCCGUACGGCAUGACCGCAGAGCAGGCAGGAAGACAGGGAAAGGCGGACCCAAAAAGCCACCCCUGACACACUUCCUCUGUCUCCCACUCGUGACCGAUGAAAGCAGACCACAACUGCAGGCAGGGUUAGAAAAACUAAAGGAAGAGCUGGGCAAAGGAGAUCUCGUACCAUCCACAGCGGUCCGACCCGUUGGGUCCCUCCACUUGACGCUCGGCGUUAUGAGCCUCGACGAAACCAAACUACAAGAGGCAAAACACUAUCUAGCAGAUCUUGAUCUCCACAGUCUACUCAGGGAUAUCUCUAUGCAAAUACUAGCCGAGAAAGCAGCCGAAGACGGCACGAUAGCGGAGAAUCUCGGUCCAGGAGCAUUGCCAGAUACAGAUGCAUUAACAAUCAACCUCGAAUCACUCGCCCCCAUGCAGGCGCCGCAGAAGACGAGUAUACUCUAUGCAGAACCAAAGGACGCGUCGCAGCGCUUGCUGCCGUUUGCCUCUGCAUUGAGGGAACGCUUCACGACAAAGGGCUUCUUACUUGAGGAUUCGAGGCCGUUGAAGCUGCACGCUACGAUUAUCAAUACAAUCUAUGCCAAGUCUGCUAACAAGCGAGCGAGGGUGAAGAACCCCCUAAAGGAUGGGACCCAGCACCCUGACGCUGAGGCAUCGGCACAUGACAAUAACCAAGAUGAUGAUGCAGCAUCGACAGCGGAAUCGCUCGACGGCAACGCCGCUGCAUCACACAGCUCGUCAGCGCCUCACAACCUCGCAAGGGAAGCAGGGCACGGCCCCGAUGCGAAGAGCUGGCUCCGCUUCGACGCGCGGUCGUUGAUCGAAACGUACAAACACUUCCCCUGGGCUGAUCAAGUUAGAAUAGACAAGAUUCAGAUUUGUAAGAUGGGCGCUAAGAAGGUUUGGAGUGGCGCCAAGGGGGGAGAAGGAGAUGCGGUGGAUGAGCGGUAUGAAGUGGUUUGUGCAAAGGGUAUUUAUGAGUAA
This is a messenger RNA of Cucurbitaria berberidis CBS 394.84, 1116 nucleotides long. RefSeq lists its product as uncharacterized. NCBI's taxonomy places the organism in Eukaryota, Fungi, Ascomycota, Dothideomycetes, Pleosporales, Cucurbitariaceae. The transcript has a single exon. The coding region runs from base 1 to 1116 and encodes 371 amino acids. Gene Ontology annotation, cellular component: nucleus. Gene Ontology annotation, biological process: regulation of DNA-templated transcription; DNA alkylation repair. The record is from RefSeq and is a predicted model, not a curated record.